Molecule: messenger RNA, 2101 nt
Organism: Amblyraja radiata (thorny skate)
Lineage: Eukaryota; Metazoa; Chordata; Chondrichthyes; Rajiformes; Rajidae
Product: acyl-coenzyme A oxidase-like protein
Exons: 18
Coding region: 83-2101 (672 amino acids)
Biological process (GO): fatty acid beta-oxidation using acyl-CoA oxidase; lipid homeostasis
Cellular component (GO): peroxisome
Molecular function (GO): FAD binding; acyl-CoA oxidase activity; fatty acid binding
Source: RefSeq, a predicted model, not a curated record
UAACGAGUGGCCAGUGGAUACAUUCCACCCGGAAGCCGAGGGGGUCAGAGCGGGACUGGGAGCCGAGCCGCGGUGGAACAACAUGCGGGACAAUCUGAACCAUCCUCUCCAUCAGCAGGAAGAGGAAGAGGAAGAGGAAGAGAAGGCAGUACACGGCAGCUUGGGCAUCAGCGACAGCUCGCUGGCCAGGUACCUGGACGGGCAGCACUGGCGCCUGAAGAAUCAGCUGCGGCGGCAGACCGCUCAGAGCCAGCUGUUCCGGCAGCACAGUUAUGACCUGAAUCUAGACGAGAUGCGUGACCUAACUUCUGAACGAGUCAAGUUUGUUAUAAAGUUGCCGAUGGUUCAACGACAAUUGGAUGAGCAGGUAGAAAAGAAAAAACAUUGUAUCAAUAAAAGUCUGGUUAUCGGAGAGGUACUUUCCACAGCUGACCUUGCGACUGGAGUAAAGAUGGGUGUGGUGUGCUGGUUGUUUGGUGGGGCAAUCAUCAACCUUGGCAGCCAGGUACACAUUGAGAAGUGGCUUCAGCCGUUGAAGGACUUGAAGUUGACGGGGAUGUUCGCAAUGACUGAACGUGGGCAUGGCAGUAAUGUGAGAGGCAUCCAGACUCAAGCAACCUACGAUCCAGCAUUCCAGGAGUUUAUCAUUCACACGCCGUGCGAAGAUGCGGAGAAGAUGUACAUCGGGAAUGCAAUGAAGGGGAACGAUGCUGCCGUUUUUGCACAACUGAUUGUCAACGGAGAAUUGCUAGGGCCUCACUGUUUUAUUGUGCCAAUUCGAGAUCAAGAAGGCAAUAUGUAUCCGGGGGUGACAGUUAUUGAUAUGAUGCACAAAGAAGGUCUGAAUGGAGUUGAUAAUGGAAUUCUCGUCUUUAAUAACAUUCGAAUUCCAAAAGAAAAUCUCCUGGACAGAUUUGGUUCAGUAUCAGAGGACGGAGUGUACCAGUCGGCCAUUAAAGACAGAGGUGCUCGGUUUAAUGCGAUGUUAGCAGCCCUGACGCCAUCGAGGAUUGCUCUGAUAUUUCAGGCACUGGGAGCCAUGAAGCUUGGACUGUCGAUCGCCAUUCGUUACAGCCACAGUCGGCGGCAGUUCGGACCCAAGGACAAGGAGGAGGUGAAGAUCAUCGACCACCAGACCCAGUACCUGCGCCUGAUGCCUCACCUGGCCGCCUCGCUCGCACUCACCUUCACCGGCAGGUACGCGGGAGAGAUACUGGAUGAAGAUAUGUGCCAAGGCAGGAACCUGGUCAACAAUCGCUCGCUGCAGGCGCUGGUCGCAGGCCUGAAGGCUUACAGCACCUGGGAGAACCUGGCGUGUUUGCAGGACUGUCGCGAGUGUACUGGUGGAAUGGGUUAUAUGAUGGAGAACCGAAUACCGGGCCUGAAAUGCGACUCGGACGUCUUUGUGACAUUUGAGGGGGACAACGUGGUCAUGUUGCAGGUGGUUGUGCGUGAGCUUCUGGCUCAGUACGCCAGGCAGUACGAGGAAAGUCCCAUGGUUGCCUUACUGAAGCACUGGUCUGCGGCCGCAACUGACAGCCUGAGAACCAGUGUCCUGGCCUUCAACACAGAGACCGUGGGCAGCCUGAGCUUCCUACUCAAAGCUCUGAAUUAUCGGGAGAGGGUGCUUCAGCGCAGCCUGGCGGCUCGACUCUACAGCAAGGUAAUGAAAAACAAAGAGGACCCCUUCAGCUCCUGGAACUCGUGCCUCCACCACGUGACGUGCCUGGCCCUGGCGCACAUCCAUCGAGUGACCCUGGAGCAGUUCUGGAAAGCAGUGGAGGGCUGUCCCGUCCCCGAAGACCAGGCCUUGCUGAAGAAGUUUUGCCUUUUGCACGGGACUAGCCUCGUUUACCAGGAGCGAGCCUGGUAUCUGGAACACCGAUACCUGACGCCAGCUACAAGUGUACAGAUGAGGAACCAGGUGAGUCUAACUCUGGGGGAGGGGGGGGAGGAGUGCCCUUCACUGCAGGUAAGCCAGCACCGAGCCCUGGGGCUGUUUACCUGGGAAACAGCCCUGUCCGCCCACCUUGUAGCUCACCUGCCCGAGGUGAUUGAUGAAGGAAGCCCCACGGGUGACGGCCACAUUGAUAUUGUUUAA